Haemonchus placei is the source of this 465-nucleotide messenger RNA. NCBI's taxonomy places the organism in Eukaryota, Metazoa, Nematoda, Chromadorea, Rhabditida, Trichostrongylidae. The record is from the annotation of a GenBank genome assembly.
UCCAACUACAUAAUCACCUACGACUUUUGUGUAGACUUACAUUGCCCGAUGCUAAUACAGAUCGAAAUCAAAGUUUUGAAAUACCAACCCAACCCCAUAUUACUCACUCCGCUUCGCAUUACUCACUCUAAUCCAUUAACGUACCCACCAAUGAUCAACAAUGAAUCAAAGUUUGCGAUAACGAUUGAUGUAUCCAAGUUCAAGCCGGAGAAUCUGAAGGUAAAUAUUGAUGGUCGUCAGUUGACCAUCGAAGGAAAGGAAGAUCAUUGCAUCACACGUUCAGGGACUUUAAAAUCUGACUUGUCUUUUGUUCGAAGAUGGAUGCUACCAGAAAACGUUGAUUUGGAAGCUAUCCGCUCUUCGCUUUCCAAUAAUGGCCGCCUUGCCAUAGAAGCACCAAAGUUGGCUAAGGCAGCUGACUCUGGCAGAAGUAUCCCCAUCGAACGAGUCAGCGAGAAGCAGUAA